This is a messenger RNA of Spodoptera frugiperda (fall armyworm), 1199 nucleotides long. RefSeq names its product DNA-directed RNA polymerase III subunit RPC7-like (gene Polr3G). Gene Ontology annotation, cellular component: RNA polymerase III complex. The transcript has a single exon. The record is from RefSeq and is a predicted model, not a curated record. Gene Ontology annotation, biological process: transcription by RNA polymerase III. Lineage: Eukaryota; Metazoa; Arthropoda; Insecta; Lepidoptera; Noctuidae. The coding region runs from base 329 to 994 and encodes 221 amino acids.
AAGUAAAUACCUAUUACUAUGUAGAUUUACCGUACGUGUGCACCAUGGAAUGGUCAACAAUCGCAUUAACUUUUCAUUCAAAAGAAAAAUCAUGUUAAAAAUAUUAUUUCCUAAAAAAGCAAGUUUACAAGUUACAUUAAAAAAAAAGCACUUGACAUUUGAGAAAUGUCAAAAACACAUGGUAUUUAUUUGACAUUUGUUGAGUUGAACAACAAAAUACAACGCGCACCGCACCAGUCGCCUGGCAGUCGUGGAACUUGACGAUCUAAAGCAGAUCACGCUUUAAAAGCAUUUUUAAAGUAACUUCAGAUUUCUAAAUUAAAUAGUGAUGGCAGGAAGAGGAAGAGGUCGUGGCGGAAGCAACCUAUCACUUACACACGAUCAACUGCAAGCACUCGGCAUAGCAAGAGGUGAGAAUACACCACAAAUAGUAGCACCUCCUCCAUUAUUUCCAAAACUUGAAGUUAAACCGCUUCCAUUACCUUCGGACGCAGCUACGGAUUACAUGUUGAUUGUGAAAGAUCAGUUUAUUGAAUAUUUACACGAGUCUCCAGCUUACGUUAGAAAAGAAGCCGAGACUGAUGGCAUCGAGCGAUAUUCAGAUAAAUACAAAAUGCUUGCACUUAAUGCCAAGAAAGACAAAGUAUUAGAUUGUGUGUGGGCUAAUAUGCCACCAGAACUUAGACCACAGGCGAAAAAAGUGCGCAAGGCGGCCACGGCCGGACCUAAACGAAAAUUAAAUGAUGCAGAAGCUAUAGCGAAAAGAUUGCAAACGUUGGAAAAGAAGGAAAUUCAAGGUGAUGAAGCUAUGGAAACUAAUGAAAACGAAGAGACUGUGAACAACCAGGAAGGAAAUGAUGAUGAGGAGGUUGAAGACGAACAUGAAGAAGAAUUUGAAAUGGAUGAUGGAACAGAUUACGCCAACAACUAUUUUGAUAACGGUGAGGACUAUGACGAGGAAGAUGACAAUCUUGAUGAUGGGCCUGUGUACUGAGCAGGUACGUGGCUUUGAAGUACACCUACUGCCAAAGCCUAUCCUUAUUCAGUGCAGCUCCAUGCAUCUCAAAUUCUUAAGGAACACUCAUACAACAUAAGUUUAGUGAUAGGAAAAUAUUUUGUGUCUCAUCAUUUUCUAUGACAUUUGACUUGACUGUAUGGUCUGUGAUAUUACAAGAAUAAUAAAUCUUUUAGUUGCUAAA